Messenger RNA from Andrographis paniculata, 1944 nucleotides. RefSeq names its product negative regulator of systemic acquired resistance SNI1. The coding region runs from base 271 to 1707 and encodes 478 amino acids. The record is from RefSeq and is a predicted model, not a curated record. NCBI's taxonomy places the organism in Eukaryota, Viridiplantae, Streptophyta, Magnoliopsida, Lamiales, Acanthaceae. Gene Ontology annotation, cellular component: nucleus; Smc5-Smc6 complex. Gene Ontology annotation, biological process: negative regulation of systemic acquired resistance; DNA damage response; negative regulation of DNA-templated transcription. Gene Ontology annotation, molecular function: transcription cis-regulatory region binding. The transcript is spliced from 15 exons.
GAUAUUUUUAGAACGUGAAUACGGCGUUGACGUAGUUAGCUGACAGACCAAUGAUAAUGCGAGUUCCAACAAAGGGAUGGAAUAAUUUUUUUUUUUUUAAAGGCCCUAGGGCGGUGACUUAGUUCGAUUGACAGACCAAUAAUAAUGCGAGAUGCAAGGGCGGUAUUUUGGCGGGAAUAUGUAUUAAUAUUUGAUAGAAGAGGGGGUUUCAUUAAUACAUUUCUUUAAUUGUUAGGGUUUUGAAUUAGAGGGUUUGGAUUGAGAAGAGAGAUGGAGAAGCGCCGGAGAGUGGGGGGAGAAGAUGGCAAUCGGGGUGUGGAAGAGAACACGAUGGCGAUUCUUGAUACUUUCGGUUUCAGUAGUUCUACAAUUGCUCACCACCUCAACGAUGAUCGGCUUGCUUAUUUGGAAGCUGUUCGAACUGCUUGUCUUCUUCCAGAUAGCGGAAGCUCGCCCACUCCAAAAAUGUUAGAGGCCAUUUUUCAUAUCAUGAUGGAUGCAGAUUCACUUGACUUAAUAAUGGAAAGCUACCAGCUCUUUGUCGAACUAGAUAAGUGCUUUCCUCGGGUUUACCUAUCCAAAGAAGAAGAACCAGUUUCAUCUUCACCAACAAGCAUGCUCUCUGAAUUAGUCGUGGUUGAAGAGUCUUGGAUACCAUUCAAUUUUGCAUCGGACAACAACCAUGGAAAAGCUACAAAUCAUUCUGGAACCUUGGUGGAUUCUGUGGGUUUCCAUACUCAUGUACAAGAGAUUGCCAAGGUAGCUAGGGAGAUGGGUUCUAAUGCUGUUGAAACAGUGUUCUUGAAGAAUAUGAUACUUCUUCAAUAUCUUAUCAUUGUUCUGGAAAGAGAUUUUUGUCCUCGUAAUUUUGCAUAUCAAGAAAAUAAGAACUGGGUCAUUGUAAGGGAAUCAACACUGAAUUUGCUUCUGGGUUCAAGGAAAAUAAAUUAUAAAGUAUUAAUGAAAGACUGUUUGUCACUCAUGUGUGACCUGUCUGAAUUAACUGUGUCUGGAGAAACUAGCAACCAUGAUAACAGUUUGGAGGAAAUAUCACACGAAUCAAAUGGUGCUGUGCUGUUAGCUUUACCUGAAGUGAAAAAGUCUACAUGCAUGGCCCUGAAGAAACUUUUUGUGUUGACUAUGGAGCUAGAUUCAUCACGGAGAAUUGCUGAUCAGCAAGGCCUCAUCACAAGGGCAGAUGGUGUAAGGACUCCAGUGAUGGAGAUAAUUUUGGAUGAACUCAUUUACAACAAUGAUACACUUCUUCCAUUUCUUCAGGUUUUCGAUCCAAAGUGGAAGCUUCAAAUUAUUACACAGUAUUUCCAGAAGUAUAUUCCUAAGUCUUCUGUUCAAACUAGGAGAUCGAGUGAGGUGAUCAAUACAGAGAAUUUCAGUGGAAUUUUGAAGUGUUUAUCAAACAGAAACACAACAAAAAAUGUCAUUAAAAAGAUUAUCCCCGAGAUAGUUCAAUUGCUCUUGGCUUAUGGUCUGCAGGCCUAUUUGGUGCUAUCCAAUGAGCAUCUGUUGGAAGGCCUGCCAGAUUCAAUGGAAGAUGUCAAAAGCAAAAGUGACAAUGUAGCAAAUAUCUGCAAAAAUCUGAUCUCCGCUUUCACUUGUCUCAGGCAAGAAGACAGGCUAUCCUCAUUUUCUUCCCAUGCCAAAGAAGCACUGGUCACGGCUGCCGUUGUCCUCUCAUCGAAAUCCUAAAGGAAUUAGUUGUUAUCAUUAAAUUUCCAGGUAUGGUGAUAAAUUGAUAAUGUUGAUGUGCAUAUAGUUACAUCCAAAUGGUAAUUGAACUCGUAUUAUGUGAUGAUGAUUCUGGUUUAGCAGAAAGAUUUAUCAUAUAUUGCAUAUCCUUUAGUCAUGAUACUCAAAUUUUGAGUAAUGUAGGCCCCAAUAAAUAUUUUGUGUAUUAUAUAUGAGCAUGUUAUGUUCUCUCUUUUU